This is a messenger RNA of Arachis duranensis, 444 nucleotides long. RefSeq names its product histone chaperone asf-1-like. The transcript is spliced from 2 exons. The record is from RefSeq and is a predicted model, not a curated record. NCBI's taxonomy places the organism in Eukaryota, Viridiplantae, Streptophyta, Magnoliopsida, Fabales, Fabaceae. The coding region runs from base 1 to 444 and encodes 147 amino acids.
AUGGAGACGGGCGUGAUCUUCUAUGAGUUCGAGGACCCUUACGUCUACGAGGAUCCGGUACAUCACAGUUACUUCAUCAUGGGAUUGGAGCCUCCUCAACCUUUGAAUGAGGUGGAACCUGAGCCUAUCAUUCCUGAUGAGCCCGAGUUAGCUGGUGACUACGUACCUGUGAUACCACCAGAGUGGGACUUUCCCCCUGAGCCGAUCCCUGACUUUCCACAGCCUGAUGAGCUGGCACUACCGGACGAUAGGGUAGCUCCUAUAUACGCGAACGGACCUGUGCUCGUGAAUGGUUUUGUACAUAGUGACAGCAGUGUUUCUGGUGGAUCUGAGGGUAUAGUUGUAGCUGCGGAUGAUGAUGAUGAGGAGGAUCCUGAGAUAGAGAUAGAGCAUGAUGAGGAGAUGGACGAGCCUCACGGCAAUUCUCUGAACGGCCACGAGUAG